UCCCGGCCGGGCCUCUCCCCCCUCCCUGCUCACAAAUAUCACCGGGCACGGGGACAUUAACAGUCAGUCACUGUGUGUGUGUCGAGUGGAGUGCAGCGGCGUGAAGUGAAACGAGGUCACCUCACCUCACCCACCUCCCACGAAUACCCAACCCAACACCCACACAGCUCUACUAGCUGGCUUGCUUGCUUGGCUGCCCUGCUCUCUCCCGCACCCGCACUCUCGCUCGGCCCAUGGGCGUUGGCCGCGGCUCUUGCUGCAGCCACUGAAGACGCCCGCCCGCGGCUCCUCCCCCGCUGCUCAUGGCAGGAGCUCAAUGCGCCGCCACAGCUGGGCCGCGCGCCGCCGCGCCGCCGCCGCUCCUCCUCGCCCUACUCCUGCUGUGCGCCUUCCUCUGCGCCGUGCUCGUGCUGCUCGCGCCGGCGGCUCGGCAGCACGGGGACGACAGCGACGAGACGGAGGAGCUCCACGCCGCGUCUUCUCCGUGGGGCCGCCGCGACCUCCCGCGCCCGGCAGCCGCGGCGGCGUGGCGGCCCCGGCCGCGCGGGAGGUGGAACUCCGCGGGGCAGGGGCUCCGGGACGGCAAGCACGAGGUCCCCAGCGGCCCCAACCCGGACUCCAAUCGGUAGGCGGAGGCCAGAGAGAGGUAGGUGGUAGAUCCGUGACGUGAGCCCCGCCCGCCGUCCGUUUUCGUUCCGGCGAGCGGUGAUGGUCGAAGGCUCGAAGCCCAGCUCCUGUUCCUCCUGGUGGUCGCUCGGCCGUGUAGCUAGGCGUCUCGUGUCAGCUUGUUCUUUUUGCUUAUAUCUUCUGUCUUCUUAAUUCUUCUCCGCCUCUCCUCUCUUUCUUCUUUAUCAGAGAUGAUGAAAAUGGAUGUACAAAAAGAUGAGCAUCGAACGCGCGCGUUACUACUACUUGAUAAACUUCCGCUAUUGCUGCUGUGCUCAA
This is a messenger RNA of Zea mays, 945 nucleotides long. RefSeq lists its product as uncharacterized. Bases 303 to 629 code for a protein of 108 amino acids. The transcript has a single exon. Lineage: Eukaryota; Viridiplantae; Streptophyta; Magnoliopsida; Poales; Poaceae. The record is from RefSeq and is a predicted model, not a curated record.